Molecule: messenger RNA, 4735 nt
Organism: Papaver somniferum (opium poppy)
Lineage: Eukaryota; Viridiplantae; Streptophyta; Magnoliopsida; Ranunculales; Papaveraceae
Product: putative E3 ubiquitin-protein ligase LIN-1
Exons: 17
Coding region: 185-4399 (1404 amino acids)
Molecular function (GO): protein binding
Source: RefSeq, a predicted model, not a curated record
AUGAAAAGGCAAGACAGAAACAGUUAAGGAAAAAGUUGCUUUUUCUGUUAUAAUUAUUAUGUUUCGAUUCCUUUCCAUUGAGGAAAGAUAGGGGAAUGUAUGCAAGUAACGGUCAACUUAUUUUGUCAGAAGCAGCAGAAAAGACAAACCCUGUUUGGAUUUUUGGCUCAGCAGUCACGAGAACAUGUUCUAUUCCAUCUUCAAUCACUGCAACACCCAGUCUCACUUAUUAUCCUUUCCAACCAUUCAUUCUCUCUUGCAGACGGAUGAAACUAAAAUGUCUCAUACUUCAAUGGCUACAGUAUCAUCGUCUUCUGGUACUGGUACUGGAACUGCUAGUACUACUGCUCAUAACCACGAAAGAUUGAAUUUUGAAACAAUACGGACACUUGUCGAUACAAUCAAUCAACAUGUUGUGAGAUUUAUUGAAGACCCACAAGCAAGGAAGCGUCUGCAGCUGAGAUGUACCUCGAAAUUGAAGAUUAAAAAGCAAGAGUACUUUGAGUUCUCUGAACAUUCAGUCUUGUCAAAUCUUUACUGGGGUAUUCUGAAUCUUGAGUCUGCAAUUCAGUCUAAAAACUCAGAGGAGAGUAUUACCAAGCUGAAGAGUACUGAGAAAAUGCUUCAGGUUCCAGCGCUGCUUAGUGAGCGUGGCAGAACCGCUGGGAUUCGGAAUCGCUUCUUAAUUUGCUGUUCUUAUUUUUAUCUAUCUCUAGUUCGGAAUCUCCAGAAGGAUGAGUGGCAGACGACAUUACACUUUCUUCAAGCGCUGCUAGUCUGCCCACGGCUUGUUAGAAUGGAAUUUAUCCCUGAAAUUUGUGAAAGUAUCUUCCUUCCUCGGUAUUCGAGUGAGAAUCGAGCAAGAGGUGAACUGAGAGGUUCAGAAUUAGAGUCUUUUGAUAACUUCUCUAGUGAUGAGAUGAUGAAACAACAGGCGAGAAGAUACAAAAGCUGGUUGAUGUAUUAUCAGAUCAUCUCAUAUGGAGAGAGUACUCAGUUGCACCGGAACCACCAGCUUGCUCCUUCCCUGGGAAAUGAACCACAAGCUUACAAUCCUGCAGGAGCUCACCACCAAUCACCGUGCAAGGAAAGUUCUAGCAUGCCUAUCAACCGCACCAGCUCUAAACAUUCCAACUUGGCUGAAGAUGGAAAUUGCUGGACGAAGUCUCACAACGGCACACAGGUUCACCCACCUGAUUACCAGGAACAUAUAAUUGAUGAAAUGGCAGAUAUGGCUAGAGCUUCAACACUGACUGCAAAGCAAACAAUCUCUCUACCCGAAGAUUCUGCGAGGACUAUUUCUGUGAACUGGGAUAAAAUUUACAAUAGAGACACAGAACGGAGCUUACAAAUAAAAAACAUUCAGGAUAUGUUGGAGGAGUCUCAGUCAUCAAGCUCUAUUCAUUCGCUUAAUGAUUUCCCUGAAGAAGGAGAUGCAUCAGAGGCAGAGUUGGAUGAUAUUCAAAGUUCACCAAGGAUUAGAAAAGAAGAGGAGGACGACACACAAUCAGAAACCACUGAUUGGGAGGUGCAAGCAACUUGCUCAGUUUCAAGCCCAUCGUGUACCGGUAAAGCUUCAGAAGAAGCUUCCCAGUGUUCAAUGCAUGAAGAUGCCUGUGAAGGGUAUUCAAGUUAUAUGUUUUCUAGCACAAGUCUUAGUUCUGUCAGCGACAUAAACUUAUCUAUAUCAGAACUGAAAAAGAUUGAUUCCAAUUCCUUUUACAAUUUGCAUGGUGAAGGAAGAGAAGCUCUAAAGAUAUCGGAACAUCAUAGUUUUAGACUCUUCGAUCACUUACAAUCUAAAGCACUCAAGGGCAAGACACUUACACAUCUGGGUGAGCUGAAGAAUUCUGCAAGGCACAAGCAAGAGUCAAACACCAGGGAAAGUAUUGAUGCAGUAAGGUUACAUUCUGGAAAGGAAGUGCAAACGGAAAUACAGUGGAUAUCUGAGAAGAGAGUUUCCACAUUAUGCUUGUCAGAUAAAAUUGAAAAAUGUGAAGAAGAUGAGGACAGUGUAGAACUUACAACCAUGCAGGAAGCUGAAGUGAAAUUUGAACAGCUGAGGAAUGCAACUCUUGAUCAAUUGUUGAAUAUCAUUUCGACUUCCAAAGAAGAAAGAGUCAUCCGGGUCGUAGUUUCUGUUCUCUUAACCAUGAUAGCAGAGAACAAAACUGUAAUAGAGGAUAUCAAGAGAAAGGGAUUACGUUUGUGCAACUUGGUAACUGCCAUAAAAUGUAAUGUGCAUGAUGCAGCUACUCUAAUCUAUUUGAUAAGCCCCUCGCCAAAAGAAAUAAAAGGUUUUGAGCUAUUACCCCAAUUACUGAAGGUGGCUUGCAAUUCGAGCAGCUAUAAAGAUGACUUCAUACAACCUGCACUAACACCUCGUGAAGCAGCAUUACUGAUGAUUGAAGUGCUAGUAACUGCUUUUGAUAGUGACACAAAUAACAUCCACUUGGCAGCAAUCAGUUCAAGUCAGGUUCUUUCUGAACUUGUGCAUGUCGCAAGAAGUAGUAAUAUCAAAGAGAUCACUUCUUUGACAUCUAUUUUAGUAAAAUGCAUGCAAUUUGAUGGAAAAUGUAGAAGUUUAAUAGCAACUUGUACUCCUAUGGAUCCAUUUCUGCAUCUACUAAGAAGCCGAGACAAACGUGCGGAAUGUUCCGCACUUCAAUUUUUUUAUGAGAUCCUUUGCAUGCCAAGGUCAUCAGCAAUAAGUCUAUUGCAUCAGAUACGACAACCAGACAGCGUCAACACUAUGGACAUAUUGAUGUCAUGCAUCCAACAGUCAGAACCUGAGUACAGGCUCAUGGCUGCAAACCUCUUGCUUCAGUUAGAUAUGCUGGAAGACUCAUCAGACAAGAGCAUAUUCAGGGAAGAGGCUAUGGAGGUUGUCCUUCAGUCAAUUACAUCUGAAGAAGGCUCUAAGACCCAAAUCCUGUCAGCGUGUAUACUAUCAAAUCUUGGAGGGACUUAUGCUUGGACAGGAGAACCUUAUACGGUGGCACGGCUGGUAACAAAAGCAGGUUUAAAAUCAUUCCAUCACAAGAAUAUGAUAAGAAACUUUGAUUGGUCAGAUCAAAUCCUAGAGGACACUAGCAUAGAUGAAUGGUGCAGAAAGAUUGCAAGAUGUAUCAUCACAAAAGGGGAACCUUUAUUCCGAGCAUUGGGGAAGGGACUAAGCAGCAAGAUAAAGAGUGUCUCAAGAGACUGUCUCAUAGCUAUUGCAUGGAUUGGCUGUGAAAUUGCCGCGAAGACUCCCCAGAAACUCAGAUACACUGCCUGUGAAAUUUUACUAAGUGGAAUAGAGAAGUUUCUGCAUCCUGGUUCAUAUCUGGAAGAGAGAUUACUAGCAUGUUUAUGUGUCUAUAAUUACGCUUCUGGCAAAGGCAUGCAGAAACUGAUUCCGUUUUCGGAGGGAGUGAGAGAGUCACUUAGACGUCUUUCGAACAUUUCAUGGAUGGCAGAGGAAUUACUAAAUGUAACUGAUUAUUUCCUUCAAACUAAAUCUCGCAUUUCUUGUGUCCACACACAAGUUCUGGAGAUGGGUCAGAACUGCAAUGAAGCUGUUAACGCUCUCAUUUACUACAAAGGACAACUUUACAGUGGACACUCAAAUGGCUCAAUAAAGGUAUGGGAUAUCAAUAAACAACGGGCCAAACUUGUAUGGGAUGUCAAAGAGCACCACAAAGAAGUGACAUGUUUUGCACUUUUUGAACCUGAAGGCAGUCUUUUAAGUGGAUCCAGUGAUAAAACUAUCAGGGUAUGGAAGAUGGUCAACCAGAAACUGGAAUGCAUAGAAGUAAUAAGUACAACGGAACCAAUCCACAAAAUCGAGACAUGCGGUCAGCAGAUCUUUCUAAUUACUGAGAGUCGUGGACUAAAGGUGUUUGAUGAGUCGAGAACUGCCAAAAUUAUUUGCAAGAGUAAACAAGUGAAAUGCUUAACCGUGACUCAGAGAAAACUUUACCUGGGCUGCGCAGAUUCAUCUAUCCAGGAAGUGGAUGUACCAAAUGAUCAACAUCGAGAACUUAAAUCUCCGGCAAAGAGAUGGCUCAAGCAAAACAAGCCAGCAAAUUCAGUGGUUGUUUAUCGAGACUGGCUUUAUGUUGCAAGUUCGAUAGUUGAAGGUUCAAACUUCAAGGAAUGGAGAAGACAAAUUGAACCCCAGAUGUUCAUAACAGUCGGGAAAGGUGAAAAGGUGAAGAUAAUGGGAGUAGUAGAGGACUUCAUAUACUUGACCUGCAGCUCGUCUCCAAGCAUCCUUCAGAUAUGGUUAAGAGGGACACAACAAAAAGUGGGAAGGUUAUCAGCAGGUAGCAGAAUAACGAGUCUACUUACAGCAAAUGACGUUGUUAUAUGUGGUACAGAAACCGGAUUGAUCAAGGGAUGGAUUCCAUUCUAGCUUACAGCACAUAAAUAACAGCUCCUGACGGGGAGUCUGUACCAUAUCAUCGAGAAUGAGUAUAUAGAAACAGAGUUUCAAUCGAUUUCACAUUGAGUUCCGUAUAUUAUAUAUAUUUGUAAAAUCCAAAAUUCUUUCUAUUAUUGCCCAAGAAUUAUUACCAUUUCUAUGUAUAUAUAUAUAUAUAUAUAUAUAUAUAUACUGUAAAUAGACUUGUAAUGAAAAGGAUUUGGUAUUGCAUUUGUGACCAACGGGGGGAGUUGUUGUUCAAAGUUUAAACCCAAUUGAACUUUACAACAAAACAAGAGACAAGUUAAACUCUCAAUCUAUACAAGU